Molecule: messenger RNA, 1374 nt
Organism: Candidula unifasciata
Lineage: Eukaryota; Metazoa; Mollusca; Gastropoda; Stylommatophora; Geomitridae
Source: the annotation of a GenBank genome assembly
AUGUCUUCUUUCAAAGAGAAGGAACGCUUUAAGGAACAACAGGAACAGUUUCAGGCCAUACUGUCAGCUUUACUGAAAGACGAAGACAAUAAAUAUUGUGUAGACUGCGAUGCUAAAGGACCUCGAUGGGCAUCAUGGAACAUUGGUAUUUUCCUGUGUAUACGCUGUGCUGGUAUACAUCGGAACUUGGGUGUCCACAUUUCCAGAGUCAAGUCUGUCAACUUGGACACAUGGACACCAGAACAGAUUGCGAUGAUGCAGGAGAUGGGAAACAGUAGAGGAAGAGCGGUGUAUGAAGCUAACAUCCCUGAUGGCUUUAGGAGACCACAGACAGAUUCAUCAUUGGAAGCUUUUAUAAGGUCAAAAUAUGAACAGAAGAAAUAUAUAGCACGGGAGUGGAUACCCCCACAACCAAAGAUACCAAAAGAGCUUGUGGCCGAGCGGUGGUUAGAUGACCCAAAAUCAGACAAGAAAAAGGCUAAAGCCAAACCUGUGACAACACCACUGCAGUUGACAAAUGUGCCCAAGCUGACCAGUAAAGCUAACGACUCUACACCACCAGGAGACUUUGCUAAACCCACACAAGGACCCAAACCUGAAGUGAAAGUUCCCACCAGGACAGAGACUGUCUCACAUUCAGCAUCUAAUGACCUUCUAGGAUUAGAUUUAGGUUCACAUCAUACAAAUGCUCACCAGGCUGCAGCCCCGCCACCGUCCUCCGGGAAUAAUGAACUGCUGGAUCUGUUUGGGGGCCCUCAGAUGUCACAGCCGGUCACCGACAAUGUCCCUGCGACAUCCAGCAGCAGUGACUUGAUGAAUGGAGCUUCUGAUGGAAACCUCUUUGGGGAAGACAAAUCCGCCGGAGCAGGAGGGAGUGUCAAAACAUCUGCUAAAGACUCCAUCAUGGCCCUGUAUGGGGGAGCAGGCACCACUUCUCAGCCACAGAUGUACGGCGUACCAGGUGGUGUGUACAUGCAACAGAACCAGCCCGUAUACCCAGGGAUGAUACCACAGCAGCAAAGCAUGAUGGGAAUGCAGGGCAUCCGGCAACAAGGCAUGAUGGUCCAGCCUCAAGGAAUGGGCAUGAUGGGACAGCCUCAAGGCAUGAUGGGACAGCCUCAAGGCAUGAUGGGAAAUCCUGCCAUGAAUCCACAACAAGUGGCCAUGUACAAUAGUUCGAUACUGGGAGCAAAUGCAGCCAUGUACUCACCGCAGCAGAUGCAGCAGUUGCAGUUCCAGCAGAUGCAGCAGCAGAUGACCUCCCUCAAGCUGGGCGGGUCUCAGAUGGGUGCAGUACCCCAACAGACAGCAGGUGCCGGUGGCUGGGGCCAGCCGGGUCCGGGACAAACAUUAUCCACAAACUUGUGGCAGUGA